UUAGAUUUUACUGACACUUUGAUUUAGUCAAUUUGAUAUUCGAACUUUAAUUAUGAAAAUGUUCCAGAAAUAACCUUUAUUUUGAAAAACUUCGCUGCGGCUGCUUAGUAGUGCGUUCACAUCUUAACAGCAGCGGCUCGAUGCUGGCGAUUCCUGGUUUGAGUCGUUAUCGGGCUUCGAAGAGAUAAACCACAAUUUGAAUACGAGAGGUUGGCAUAUCCCAUCAACAUCCCUUCACUAAAGCAUGGCUGAGCCUGAGCUCCUCCUGGACUCCAAUAUUCGUCUUUGGGUUGUGCUGCCUAUCGUGUUUAUUACUUUUCUGGUUGGAGUGAUCCGCCAUUAUGUUUCAAUUCUGUUACAAAGUGACAAGAAGCUCACGUUAGAGCAAGUUUCAGACAGCCAGGUUCUUAUCAGGAGCAGAGUUUUACGGGAAAAUGGAAAAUACAUCCCCAAACAAUCUUUCUUGAUGAGAAAAUUCUACUUUAAUAAUCAAGAAGAUGGCUUUUUCAAGAAGACCAAAAGAAAGGUGGUCCCACCAUCUCCAAUGACUGAUCCCAGCAUGUUGACGGACAUGAUGAAAGGCAAUGUGACAAACGUCUUGCCUAUGAUCCUUAUUGGUGGUUGGAUCAACUGGACCUUCUCUGGGUUUGUCACAACAAAGGUACCGUUUCCCCUCACACUCCGCUUCAAGCCGAUGCUGCAGCAGGGAAUUGAGUUGCUCUCUCUAGAUGCCUCCUGGGUGAGUUCAGCAUCUUGGUAUUUCCUGAAUGUCUUUGGUCUCAGGAGCAUGUAUUCUCUGAUUCUUGGACAAGACAAUGGUAAAUAACUUUAUUGAUGUUCCAUUUCAAUACACCAUAAUUUUGAC
Sinocyclocheilus grahami is the source of this 865-nucleotide messenger RNA. RefSeq names its product ER membrane protein complex subunit 3 (gene emc3). The record is from RefSeq and is a predicted model, not a curated record. Gene Ontology annotation, biological process: protein folding in endoplasmic reticulum. Bases 245 to 826 code for a protein of 193 amino acids. Lineage: Eukaryota; Metazoa; Chordata; Actinopteri; Cypriniformes; Cyprinidae. Gene Ontology annotation, cellular component: EMC complex; membrane. The transcript has 7 exons.